AUGUACGCUUGGGUCCUGCCCAGAGACUACACAAAAAAGCUUCUGCGCGAUCGGGAAUCUCAGGCGCGCCUCGUGGGGUUCAAAGAGGCGGCGCGAAUACCGCCCGACUCGCUACGGAGAUGGUUGGCUCUGCGGAACGGCGACAUGCCGAGUUCCUACUAUGGCAACCCAUGGGCACAAGAGGAAUAUCGUUUUCAGAGCAUCCAGGACACAGAGAUGUUCCUCAAGUCGUGCGCGAACUGUAAGAAGUCUGUUCCGUAUGUAUGGGAGGAGGGUGGUGAGGUCGCCGACCCAGACCGGUCGACCCUCCGUCGGCAUAUUCCACUCACGGAUGAGCCUAAGUCCCCAUUCCUUCAUCCGACUUACGCCAUCGACGUGAAGACAGUAAUAUUUCGGUUUUGGAAGGUCGGACUAUUCUACUUCAUAGAAAAGUAUAGACUCGUUUAUUAA
Molecule: messenger RNA, 450 nt
Organism: Pleurotus ostreatus (oyster mushroom)
Lineage: Eukaryota; Fungi; Basidiomycota; Agaricomycetes; Agaricales; Pleurotaceae
Exons: 1
Coding region: 1-450 (149 amino acids)
Source: RefSeq, a predicted model, not a curated record